This is a messenger RNA of Trematomus bernacchii (emerald rockcod), 1853 nucleotides long. RefSeq names its product TPA-induced transmembrane protein homolog. The coding region runs from base 407 to 1198 and encodes 263 amino acids. The record is from RefSeq and is a predicted model, not a curated record. The transcript is spliced from 7 exons. NCBI's taxonomy places the organism in Eukaryota, Metazoa, Chordata, Actinopteri, Perciformes, Nototheniidae.
GGCUGGCUGUGACUCGCACUCGCAGUACACUCACUGUAGUUCCAUGUAAUGUCGGGGUUGUGUCACGUUGUUGUCAUGUCUGUUAACGUUCCACUGUUUCUUGACAACGCCUUACGACGUCAGUGCAGCGAAACUUAAAUUAACUCACCUGGCAGGCUGGGAAGAGGGCGAGACGGAAAAGAAUAAACACAUUUCCUCGCCUCAAAACCAAACAAAAACGUUCCCACGAGCUGUCACACCUUACAAUGUGAACUCGCGACCUGUUUGUUUAAGAGGAAUUGUUGCCUUUUUGAACCACAUCUGGGACUUUUAUGCUGACAGUGCGGUUUCAUUAUUAAAAGUUUUAGCUUAUUGACACUUCCGGGUUAGGACUGCUUCCAUUUGGAACCGGGAGUAAGAAGCAAGCAUGGACAUCGAGCUGCAGACCAAGACUAAUGGGAACCAUGGAGCAACAUAUUUGUCUAAAGAACAGGUGACAGCAGGUAACGGAGAUGGUGCGGCCAACAGAAUCACUGAUGUAGGAGAGAACGACGGGUUGCUUUCUGCACAGACUUCUGGUUGUAAUGGGGGGACAGUGGCCUCUGACCAUGCAGUGGAAACUCAAAUUAAUCUGGAAAAAAUCUACACUCCUCAAGAGACAAGUGCCAUGUGCAGGAUAAAGGGAGAGCUGAAUGAGGUUAUCUUCUGGAGAGUCAAACUGUGGAUGGCCAUCAUCUUCUUAUUUUUCCUCAUCUUUGCUGUGAUUAUCAUUUCAAUGAUUCUGUGCUCAGUGAUUCAUGAGGACAAGGAUGAGAUAUUUGAUCCCGCGACGUUUAAAGUUCCUCAGUGUUUCAAUGGGAGCUUUCAGCUGCCCAAUCUGGUCUUUACAGAGGAACUUUUCACCAUGUCCUCCAACGAGAGCCAAACACUCGCCGGUGAACUUAAAGAAAAGCUGGCUGACCUCUACAGAUCCUCCCCUGCUCUCGGACGAUACUUCUCGAAAGCAGACAUAUAUGCUUUCCGGAACCAGUCGCUCAUGGCUGACUACCAGCUGACAUUUCUCAUGCCUGCAGACCACCAGGAUCAGCUGAGGAACGUAACUCUGAGCAGGGAGAUGGUGUACAACGUGUUCAGACAGUUCCUAUAUGACCAGGAGCCAGAUGAGUCAGGGCAGAUGUACAUAGAUCCAGUUUCCCUAAAGAUGUUUUUAAAUCACUAGGAACACAUGUUCUAAUCCGUAUAGGGAAUUCUGUUCUUUUUUGUCAUUUAAGUGAAACACUGAGCAAACACUUAACCCUCUACAGGGAGAUGGUUGCUUGUAGCAUAUGAUUCUCAUACGUGCGUGUGAUUUUCCCCCAUGACUGUAGAAAUGUUGCAAAUGCUGCAGCUUGACCACAUAAACCUACAGUACAUGGCCACAGUCACACAAUCCCCUGUAGGUCAUACUGUGUGUGUGAUCUCAUGGUGUGUUACGGUGCUUUGAGACUGUUCCUUUUUUCGAAAUCAAUCAACAGUGCCUGGAAAUCUACUGUCACUCUGAUAUUGAUGUUUAUAUUUGUAUUGUGCCUAGUUUAACUGCACGUUUUAAUUGAAAGAAUAUUGGUAAAAAUGUCAGUGCUGUAAUUAUUGAUGUUCAUUCCCUGUCUACCACUGUGAAAUCAUACGACCGUUUGUUCAAAACCUGUGGCUUUAUACAUGUUUUUUUUAUAUAAAUACAAGUUUUUAUAUUUGCAUAGCUUUAUUUUCCAUCACAGGACAUGAUUUGCAAAUCAAAACUCCGCUUUAGAGAACUGUACAGAUACACUAUGCUGCUUGUGUGAUCAUUUUAUAAGUAAAGCUGUUCAUGGCCUAAUAAAACUAUAUUUUCUAUUCAC